AUGGUUGUGAAAAUCUUGAAAACCCUACCAGAAAAAUUGGAAACAAAUUCCUUGAUGAAGUUAGAUCUUAGUGGGUGUAGAAAAGUUACAGUGCUCCCAGAGUUUGGGAAAGGUAUGAAAAAAUUAUCAUAUCUUGAUGCAAGUAAUACUGCUAUACGUACACUUCCUGUAUCACUCGGAUCCUUGAUGGGUCUUGGAUAUUUAGAUUUACGGUGUUGCAAAAUUCUUCAUCUUGACGAGUUCUUGAAGACUCACAUAACUCGUCAAAUUGCUGGCUUGAAUGUAACGUCAUUAACAGAGUUAUAUUUAGAGUGGUGUGGCAUAAAUGAUGGAUCGAUUCCUGAUGAUUUUCACAGUUUAUCAUCACUCAUUGUAUUGGAUCUAUCAGGUAAUGAUUUUGUUAAUCUACCCACUGGUUGCUUCUCUGGUCUUUCCCGACUUGUCUUUCUUUCAUUGGAUUUUUGCGUGAUGCUUAAGUCAUUGCCAAGGCUUCCACCACGGUUAAUUCGAUUAAAUGCCUCCAAUUGUGAUUCGAUGGAACCAUUAUCAUCAGAUGGACAAGUAUGGAAUUUGGUUGCUUCACUUGACCAUGAGCUGUUUGAAUGUGUUGCCCCGAGAGAUUUCUAUGCAAUUAUUCCCGGAUGCAAAAUGCCAUCAUGGUUUCAAAAUAAAGAAGAUUAUCCUUUGUCUGAGAAGAGAGGGGAAUAUGAAUAUGUGAUAAAAGUGGACAUACCUCAGCGUUGUUUCGAUAGUAAAUGGUGCGGAAUUGUUGUAUGUUUCCUUAUCUCAGGUUGUGGUGACAUGGAGAUUGAUUGGAGUAGUAAAGCUGCAGAAGAUGAUGAUGAUUAUAUACACAACUUGGGGAGGCAUUCGAUUUUCGUCUUUAAUUAUCCUAUGGCUAACCAGUGCAUAAUGGUGUUGGAAUUAAAUGAGGAAACAUGUUGGCAGCACCUAAGAGCUCAUGAUAGCAAUUCCCUUCACAUUAAACUUUCGACGUACGUCGGUGAGAUGGAAAUAAAGGGAAGUGGGUGGAGAGUGAUAUGUAAAGAAGACAUACAAGAGUGGUGCAAUCUCAGGGAUUCCGACCAACUCACCCGACCACAACUUGCUGCUCCUGAUGAUGAACUCAAGCUUUCUUGGAGAAUGCUUCGCAAGUUCAUUAUGAAGUUGUAAAAUUAGCUAGAUUAUAUUUGCAAAAUCCUCAAUUGCUUUAGAAUUGUUGUGUCACAACUUAUCCUCUCUUUUUCUUUCAUCACUGAACACUACGAUACCACUCUACCUACUUACAGCUAGAUUAUAUUUGCAUACAAGUGAUUUGUAAAAUAAAACUGAUAAGAUGGAAAUAAAGGGUAUGCCAUUGUAGAU
Molecule: messenger RNA, 1365 nt
Organism: Neltuma alba
Lineage: Eukaryota; Viridiplantae; Streptophyta; Magnoliopsida; Fabales; Fabaceae
Product: TMV resistance protein N-like
Exons: 2
Coding region: 1-1173 (390 amino acids)
Molecular function (GO): protein binding
Source: RefSeq, a predicted model, not a curated record